Radiomyces spectabilis is the source of this 1587-nucleotide messenger RNA. RefSeq lists its product as uncharacterized. The coding region runs from base 47 to 1375 and encodes 442 amino acids. The record is from RefSeq and is a predicted model, not a curated record. NCBI's taxonomy places the organism in Eukaryota, Fungi, Mucoromycota, Mucoromycetes, Mucorales, Radiomycetaceae. The transcript has 7 exons.
UUUCAUUCUCUUUUUUACAAGCACAGACUCGGCCAAUGAGCUCAUUAUGGUUUCGUCGGUUUUAGCGCAACGCAUCCAAGCGCAAGCAUCGGAAUACCUCGAGCUAUCCCAAACUCUUGUCAGACAACACGAAACCAGAAUAGCUUUAGAAAACGCCACCAAUGAAAUCGCCAAUUUGACGCAACGCAUACAAGCGAAACAGCUGGAGCUGGAAGUGUUAUCAAAGAAUUCAAAAAAGGAAUGGGAGGAUGUGCGUAAAAUGCGACAUUUAACGUUGAAAUCGGCCGCGGCGAUGCUGAAGGGGAAGAAAAGUCAAAAACUUGCCAAAGAAGAAGCCGAGUAUCAGCGAUCAUUUGAACUGGAGCAAAGAGCUAAACUAGAAUUGGAAAGUUUGCAAGCCGAAUUAGGAGCGACCACUUCGAAGGAGCACGAGCUUCAACAACAAGUAGAUAUCCUUGGUAUCGCACACAGUGAUAUGGUUCAACUUCUCAAUCAGCUGUUUGCGGAAGGCGAUGAACAGUGCCCCCAAGAAAAAUUACUCUCAGCCGAACUAAGAAAUUACGUGGAGCAACAUGAAUUGGCCACACGAGACAAAGAACGUUUCAGCGCCGCCGAACAUAAUAUCACAUCAGCCAUGCGAGAGAAUGCCAAAACUUUGCAAUUAUUAGCCGCAGCUGCUCAAUAUGAACCUUUCGACAUCUUUGGUGGCCCAAUGAUGGAUGCACAGCAAAUUGCGUACGUGCAAGGUGCUCAAAAUCGGAAUUUGGAGUGUCAACGACGUAUACACAUUGCGCGCCAGACCUUGCCGGAAAUUCCUGUUCCAUUGGAUACGUACAUUGACUUUAACAAUUACGUUGAUAUCAGAGUUCAAGCGCAGUACGCGUUAGGAAAGCUUGCGGUGGCUCAGCGGAAUAUGGAGAACGCUCAAAAAUGGAUCAAGCAGUAUGGAGCUUAUGCGGACGGUGCCAUUGUUCGUCUCAAGGCGGCUUUAGAAACAACGCAAGAGUCAUUGGAGAAGGAACAACGGCGAAUCGUUGAUGCUGUGUUAGGUGGCAAUUUCCAAGUGGACAACGGCGAAGCCGCUCCCGCUUAUGAACAACCUCCUCCUGUGUAUGAACCUCCCGCCCCAGAAGAAGGACAAGGAUCUGAGCCACCGCAGAAUUUGGAACUGCCUGCCACGCCAAACACCUCUGCCACAUCACCUACUCCCACGACAACUGAAGCUUCAGCAGCACCAUCUGCGACCAGCUCCCCACCGACAUACCCGACCCAUCCACCUCACGCACCGCCUACCGCCACAUCACCGGCCCCGAUGCCAGGCUCCUUUUCCCAUAAUACCAAUAAUCCAUUCCGUAACCAAAGUCAAACUUCCUAAGUAAUCACAAAUAAUCAAAACAGAUCCAGUGUUCUAAUUGACAAAAACAAAGAGGAAAACAAAAAGAUAUGCCUACUUUCUUUGCACCGGCUAUAAUGCGAAAACAGUAAUAAAAUCAGCCAUCGUGCACAUGUGUAAGCGAGAGCAACUGCUGGGUAUGGUCGACUGAGUUUGGUUCAUGAUGGAAACUCCGAGAAACAAUCUCACCCAAC